AUGUCCAGCUCUGUGACCCGUUUUGUGCCAGGCUGUGCCCCGCUCCGUGCCCUGUGUGCGCUGGGCUCUGCGCGGGUGUCGGGGUUUAGCCCCAGCCAGCAACAAGGACCACGCAGGCGCUGGACAGUGUUUGUUGGAAAGAACAAGCCGCAGAAAGAUCCCCUGAGCUCCUUCCGCUGGCAGGGCUUCAAGUUGGAAGAAUAUCUCAUCGGCCAACCCAUCGGGAAGGGCUGCAGCGCCGCUGUGUACGAAGCAGCUAUUCCUUUUUCUUGCGAUCGUCGGGGGCGUGCGGAGGGCAGCCAUCUCGCAGGGCGGGGGCCGGCCGUGCAGCAGGAUCAUGGCUCGGCCUCACAGGCGGCUGAAGAGGAGCCCGUCGUGAAACACCAACCGAAAGAGGCUUUUCCGUUAGCUAUCAAAAUGAUGUGGAACAUUUCGGCUGGUUCGUCAAGUGAAGCCAUCCUCGAUGCUAUGGGCCGAGAGCUUGUUCCAGCCACGGGGGUUGCCUUAGCCGGAGAAUACGGAGCCGUCUCUGGCCGCAGAAAACCUGUCCUUGGGAGGAAGAAGUUGCAGCCUCAUCCAAAUAUAAUCCAGGUGAUCCGAGCAUUCACAUCCUCAGUCCCUUUGCUGCCCGGAGCCUUCGCAGACUAUCCUGAUGUUCUUCCGUUAAGCCUGAAUCCCAGAGGGAUCGGUCACAGCCGCACGCUCUUCUUGGUGAUGAAGAAUUAUCCAUGCACCCUGCGGCAGUAUCUGAGGGAGAACAGUCCGGAUGUUGGUCUCUCCACAAUGAUGAUUUUACAGCUCUUGGAAGGCGUGGACCAUCUUGUUCGACACGGAAUCGCACACAGAGACCUGAAGUCUGACAACAUCCUGGUUGAAUUUGAUUCUGCUGGUUGCCCCUGGCUGGUCAUCACGGACUUCGGUUGCUGUUUGGCAGAUGAAAACAUCGGCUUGAGACUGCCUUUCACCAGCUCUUACGUGGAUCGGGGCGGCAACGGCUGUCUUAUGGCACCCGAGGUGAUCACGGCGUCACCUGGUCCAGGCACGGUGAUCAACUACAGCAAAGCCGAUGCUUGGGCUGUCGGAGCAAUCGCCUAUGAAAUCCUCGGCAUGGCCAAUCCUUUCUACGGCCACGGGGACUCCACUCUGGAAAGCAGAAGUUACCGUGAAGACCAGCUGCCAAGCCUGCCCGAUCGCGUGCCCCUUGAGGUGAAGCAAGUGAUAAAGAUGUUACUUCAGAGGGAUCCCAACAAGAGAUUGUCUGCUAGAGUUGCUGCUAACGUGCUUCACCUAAGCCUCUGGGGUGAAAGCGUUCUAGCGUCCAAGACCCUGAAACCCGACCAGAUGAUCGCCUGGCUUCUCUGCCAGUCUGCGGCCGCUUUGCUCACGGACAGACUAGUGGAUAAAAGCCGGGUAGAAACCAAAAUGAAGAUGUGCUUUUUGGCAAACCUUGAGUAUGAAGACCUCUGGGCAGCACUAUUCCUGUUGCUGGCCUGGAGAAGCCGGUCCGAGUGAAGAGUACCAUCUGGAACAC
Molecule: messenger RNA, 1531 nt
Organism: Charadrius vociferus (killdeer)
Lineage: Eukaryota; Metazoa; Chordata; Aves; Charadriiformes; Charadriidae
Gene: PINK1
Product: PTEN induced putative kinase 1
Exons: 8
Coding region: 1-1512 (503 amino acids)
Biological process (GO): regulation of apoptotic process; positive regulation of mitochondrial fission; autophagy of mitochondrion
Cellular component (GO): mitochondrion
Molecular function (GO): ATP binding; protein serine/threonine kinase activity
Source: RefSeq, a predicted model, not a curated record